This is a messenger RNA of Sardina pilchardus (European sardine), 1765 nucleotides long. Its product is annotated as fibronectin-like. Gene Ontology annotation, molecular function: protein binding. Bases 63 to 1511 code for a protein of 482 amino acids. NCBI's taxonomy places the organism in Eukaryota, Metazoa, Chordata, Actinopteri, Clupeiformes, Clupeidae. The record is from RefSeq and is a predicted model, not a curated record. The transcript has 8 exons.
UACACUUCUCUACACAUUCCUGCAGCGCCAUCAUUGAAUACCUGGAGCCAUGCACCGACUAUAUGGCCAUUGUCUACAUUAAGCUUGAGGAUGGGGAAAUGAGUGAACCUGCAAGACAAUUAGUUCAUACAGCUGUGCCAGCCCCAGAGAAGCUCACAGGGGUUUCAAUGAGUCCAACAUCCGUUCAUCUCACAUGGCUCCCACCACAUGGGAUGCAUCAGACUCCACACUCCUACCUGAUCUCUUACCACAGUGGAGGAACUGAAACACAGACCUUAUCUACAGAUUCAUGCUGUGCAGUCAUCACAGGCCUGAAUCCAUGCACCAACUACAGUGUGAGCGUCUGCACGAAAGUUAUGGGUGAUGAAAUGAGUGAAGCUGUCAGAACAGAAGUUCGUACAGCUGUUGCAGCUCCAAAGCAUCUCACAGUGGUGUCAGUGACUCCAACAUCUGUUCAUCUCACAUGGGCUCCACCACAUGGGAUGGAUCAGACUCCAUACUCCUAUCAGAUCAGUAGAGGAACGGAACCACUGACCAUCUCUAAAUAUUCAUGCAGUGCAGACAUCAGAGGCCUUAAUCCAUACACCAACUACAGUGUCAGCAUCUGCACGAAGGUUACGGAUGAUGAAAUGAGUGAAGCUGUUAGAACAGAAGUUCGUACAGCGGUGCCAGGCCCAGAGCAGGUCACAGUGGUUUCAGUGACUCCAACAUUUGCUGAACUCAAGUGGAACCCACCACAUGGGAUUGAUCAGACUCCAGAAUCCUACCAGAUCUCUUACCACAAGGGAGGGUCAGAGUUAAAGACCAUCUCCGCUAAUUCAUGCUGCUCAAACAUCACAGGCCUGAAACCAUGCACCAUCUAUACUGUCAGCAUCAGAGUAAAGCUUAAGGAUGGGGGAAUGAGUGAAGCUGUAGGAACAGUAGUUAAUACAGGGACUCCAGUCCCUCAGAAGCUCAAAGUGGCUUCAGUGACUCAAACAUCUGCUAGACUCACAUGGAACCCACCACAUGGAAUGGAUCAGACUCCACACUCCUACCAGAUCUCUUACCACAGUGAAAGGACUGAGUCAAAGACAACCUCUGAAUAUUCAUGCAUUGCAGACAUCACAGGCCUGAAACCAUGCACCGACUAUGUUGUCAGAGUCUGUACGAAGCCUAAUGAUAAGGACUGGAAAAUGAGUGAAGCGGUUGAAAUCAAAGUUCCUACAACUAUUCCAGCCCCAGAGCAGCUCAUAGUGGAUUCAGUGACUGCAAUAUCUGCUGAACUCACAUGGCUCCCACCUCAUGGGAUGGAUCAGACUCCACACUCCUACCAGAUCUCUUGCCGUAGAAAAGGAGCUGAUCCUCUGACAAUCUCUAUAGAUUUAUGCAGCGCAGUCAUCACAAGCCUGCUACCAGAUACUGACUAUAUAAUCAGUGUCUGUGCAAAGCAUAAGGACGAGAGAAUGAGUGAACUUGUAAAAAAAAAGAUUCAUACAGCUUCUUUAGGGGGAUUCUUUUCACGUCGCUAAGGCAUCUCAUGGUGUAGUAGCAAGAAAUAACGAGUGCUGAAGAAUGAUGUCACAGCAACAGAAAUCCGGUUGUAUGGAGAAAUAUUGAAGUCCUUGAUAUGUAUUAUUGCAUGAGUCACACAGAUCAUAUUUAUUUAUAUCAAAUGCUAAUAAACAUGACAUAAAACAUCUAUGGAAUGGCUAGUAGAGAAAGAGUAAUGUAUCUCACAGUUACUAACAGUUUAUCAGUGUAUUGUGUGGAUCAGCUGUUGAUG